Molecule: messenger RNA, 474 nt
Organism: Echinostoma caproni
Lineage: Eukaryota; Metazoa; Platyhelminthes; Trematoda; Plagiorchiida; Echinostomatidae
Source: the annotation of a GenBank genome assembly
AUGGGACGGCGAUCGGUUGCAUCCCAUCAAGGAAGCCGACCUCGAUGGAUCAGUGAUUACGAGAAUCGGGAGUACGGAUUUGAGACCAUUUCCGGGGAGAUUGAUCGGGCUCUGAUGACCGCAACUUCACACACUUCUUCCUAUCUACAAGAAUUAGUGCAACCCCAUGAAUCAUCGGAGAUCCUAAUUUCGGACUCACACGGACGUUGCCAACCAAUUGAAGUCAAUGAAUUCACAAAUGUGGCUCAGGCCUGUCUGUUGUUCGAUCCACAGACGGACUUGUGCAACAUGCAGCUCUACGAAGAGGUCCCGGAAUUGUCCGGUUUCGGUGAGUCUAUCCGCCACAAUUGGAUUGGUUGGGUCAAUCUACCUCAAUCACACAUAAGCUGUCAUGAUUGUGUAUUUUUGCAAACGCUUCGUGGGGUAUUUUUACUUGAACGUUUUACUCUUUUGAAACGAGUAGUCAGUUUGUGA